AGCGAGCGAGCGAUGCGAGCGUGGAGGACAUCGAGCAUGGGACACCUUAGAGGGUUAUUCCUUCUGCUCACGCCUUUGAGCUGGUGUCAUAUUUGGGGUGCUGCAGUUCGUUCACUGCCCGCCUGCCACCAGCAGCUGGAGUUCAGGUGCAGCGAUGGUUUGUGCAUCCCGAGACCGAGUGUGUGUGAUGGACACGCAGACUGUGAGGACGGAUCAGAUGAGCAUCGCUGUGGUCACCUUUUGUGUAAGAAAGAUGAAUUUGCCUGCCGCAGCAGACGGUGUAUAGCUCCACGUUUCCGUUGUAAUGGCGUGGACGACUGUGGUGACUGGAGUGACGAGGCUUCCUGCCAGAACUGCACCGCCCCCGACUCUUUCUUCUGCGGGCCGUCUGACAUCUGCCUGCCUAGAAACAAGCUGUGCGAUGGGCGGACUGACUGCAGAGACGGACGGGACGAGGCUCGACAGUUGUGUAGUUUGUCUCGACCACGCCCGCAGACCGCUCCGACGUGUACGGCGUCUGAGUUUCAGUGUGGAGAUGGACAGUGCAUCCGCCAGACCUGGAGGUGUGACCACUCACCGGAUUGCUCCGAUGGCAGCGACGAGGACAACUGUGAUCAGAACGAGUGUCUGGUCAAUAAUGGCGGCUGCUCUCAUCGGUGUGUAGACCAGCCGCUGGGUUUCCACUGCGACUGCCCCAACAACAUGAGGCUGGUCGGGGACAGCCAGUGUGAGGAGGUCGACAAGUGCCUGGAGAGCGAUGUGUGCGAUCAGCUGUGUGUUCACACAAACAGCAGCCUCACCUGCGACUGCAUCAAGGACUACCAGAUGAAUCCAACAACCAGAGAGUGCAAAGCCAAAGGGGAUGAGGCUCAGCUGGUUUUCACCUCUUCUAAAGGAAUACGAUGGAUAAGCAUCCCUGACUCUGAGCACAGAGAACCAGCUCUACAUUUACUGGGACCAGGCCCAGUGGCGGCUUUGGCCUUUAGCCGAACACUGUACUGGGCCAGGCAAGGCUCUGUAUACAGAGUUUCUAUGGAUGGAAAGAGGGAGGAUUCGGUGUUAGUCCUAACAUUUCAAGGUUCAGCAUCGGGUCUGGCUGUGGACUGGAUCCACCAGCUCCUCUACUGGACCAGUAUGGAGAGCGGUUCUGUUAACGUUGGCCUGCUGGACGGUUCAGCUCAGCGUCGGCUCAUUACAGGACUGGAAAAACCUUCUGCGGUGGCUUUGGAUCCUCUCCAAGGGCUCGUCUUCUGGGCUCAGUGUGGCAGCGCCCCAAUGAUUGAGAGAGCUAGCUUGGACGGGAGGGACCGGAUGCCUCUGGUCAUUUCCUCAUUGCGCCAGCCUGUCGCUCUCUCUCUGGAUAUGCCUCGUCAGCUGCUGUACUGGGUUGACCAGGGAAUGAGAAGCAUCUCGAGAGUAAAUCUAGAGGGCCGUCAUCGCAAAACAGUGGUAGAAUCUAACGGUUAUCUUGACCGGCCCUUCGGACUGGCUGUGUUUGAGGGUUUUGUAUAUUGGAGUGAAGAAGUGACACGCUCCAUCUGCCGAGCCAGCAAACACAAUGGCGUCAACCUGCAAGUACUGCUGUCAAACAUCACCUCACCGGGUGGGGUGGUUGUCAUUCAACCUGUUCUCCAACCGAAAGGGCCUUCUGAAUGCGGACAGACUGGGACGGCGUGUGUGCACCGGUGUGUUGUAGACCUGCUGACUGAGAGCCUAGAGUUCAGCUGCAGUCCUUCUGACGCUACAUUUGCUGGAAUUCUCUCUCUUAUCGUGUUUCUCAGUGUGCUGCUGGUGGGAAUGGCUCUGUGGCGGUGGAGAGUGGAGUUCAGGCCGUUCAAGUCUCUCAAUGAGCAGAGCUUCUCCCUCAAAGAGUCCCAGGACCCGCUUAUCAUCCAGGGGCCGCACAUGGGUCCAAAUGCAUGUCUCGUCAAGGAAACUCUGCUUAAGCUGGACGGCGAAUGAAGAAGCGUGACGCACACGGCCGACAGACUGGUUUCACCCAACGACUGGUUUCGCCUGCUGACUGGUUUCGCCCGCUGAUUGCUUUCACCUGACGAUUGGUUUCACACGCUGACUGGCUUCACCUGACGACUGGUUUCACCGACGACUGACUGGUUUCACCAGACGACUGGUUUUACUCGCUGACUGGCUUCGCCCGCUGACCGGUUUCGCCCACUGACUGGCUUCACCCGCCGACUGGCGUCACCAGCCGACUGGCGUCACCAGCUGACUGGAUUUACCAGCUGACUGGAUUUACCAGCCGACUGGCGUCACCAGCCGACUGGCGUCACCAGCCGACUGGAUUUACCAGCUGACUGGAUUUACCAGCCGACUGGCAUCACCAGCCGACUGGCGUCACCAGCCGACUGGCGUCACCAGCUGACUGGAUUUACCAGCCGACUGGCAUCACCAGCCGACUGGCGUCACCAGCCGACUGGCGUCACCAGCCGACUGGCGUCACCAGCUGACUGGAUUUACCAGCUGACUGGAUUUACCAGCCGACUGGCAUCACCAGCCGACUGGCGUCACCAGCCGACUGGCGUCACCAGCCGACUGGAUUUACCAGCUGACUGGAUUUACCAGCCGACUGGCAUCACCAGCCGACUGGCGUCACCAGCCGACUGGCGUCACCAGCUGACUGGAUUUACCAGCUGACUGGAUUUACCAGCCGACUGGCGUCACCAGCCGACUGGCGUCACCAGCCGACUGGCGUCACCAGCUGACUGGAUUUACCAGCUGACUGGAUUUACCAGCCGACUGGCAUCACCAGCCGACUGGCGUCACCAGCCGACUGGCGUCACCAGCCGGUUCAGAUGGUAAACGGUUUUCAAACGGUAACUUCUGUUUUGAAGUUUUGCUUUCAGCCCUCCAGAGUUCACCUCUGUUGCUGUUGAGGAUUUUUGUUUUUAUCCUUUUGAACAAACAUACAUCACAUUUUUGUUGUGCUUUGAAUAUCAGCACAUAUGCCAUGUUUGCCUUAUUUUAAGAACCCUGUUAUGUACCAUUUACCUCAGGAGGUUACUGGUUAUGUUACAACUGAAUUUCAGUGUGAUGGGUUUGUAUUAUUUGAGUAAUCACUUAUUCAUUUGACAGAAAAUUUAAAAGAAAGUCAAAAUGUUAUUGGCUAGAUUCAUGCUUCUCCUUGUCUUUUUCUUUUAAGACAACUAAAUAUGUUUGGUUAUUGGACUGUUGAUCUGACAAAUCAAGCACUUGAAAACUGCGCCAUCAGGCAAGAGGAAAAUGUCACAAAGCUCUAUCCUCUUUUUCUGUCUUUGAAUGUUGGUAGAAAUAAUCUGGUUCUACAAUGGGAAUGAAUGCUUUGUCCAGAGAUGAAGAUCUGUAUAUGCAAUAAGUGAGAGAUAACUCUGUGCUCAAACUGCUGAAUUGUGUGGUUGGUAUUUAUUUCUAACAAAGGGUUUUAUUUAUUUUUGGUCAACAUUACAAGAAGUGUAGUACUUGACUUGUACCUUGGAUAAAACUGUUAAAUGCUGUAAAUUAAUGAAAUAAAGUAUUUUUUUUCCCUACAAAUGUAUCCAUAAAUCAUUGUUAGAUGUUGAGUCUUCUCUGAGACUUGAUACAAUAACAGUGCGUUACCUUGACUGUAACUGUUGUUGAUUAACCACUGUGUAAACACAAUUAUCUGAAUAACCACGCAAGUUGUGUUUGCCCAGGGCAACAAUCCAGAUCUUGUUUGUUUCUAAAAUGUAAUACCUAAUUAAUUUGUCAUUGACUAUUCACAGUGAGCAAUUUAUCAGGUUGACACAAUCAAGGAAGGUUUUGAUAAAAAAAAAUAAAAAAAGUGACUCAUUGUCUGUUUUCUGCUGUCAAAGAAUGAAUAACAAAUGGCAUAACAAUAAAAUAUAAUUUGUGUCAACCCUUUAA
Molecule: messenger RNA, 3882 nt
Organism: Cyclopterus lumpus (lumpfish)
Lineage: Eukaryota; Metazoa; Chordata; Actinopteri; Perciformes; Cyclopteridae
Product: low-density lipoprotein receptor 2-like
Exons: 13
Coding region: 13-1962 (649 amino acids)
Molecular function (GO): calcium ion binding; protein binding
Source: RefSeq, a predicted model, not a curated record